Drosophila albomicans is the source of this 8667-nucleotide messenger RNA. It is a transcript of the gene htk, whose product is annotated as pneumococcal serine-rich repeat protein. The record is from RefSeq and is a predicted model, not a curated record. Bases 423 to 8210 code for a protein of 2595 amino acids. Gene Ontology annotation, cellular component: nucleus. Gene Ontology annotation, biological process: regulation of transcription by RNA polymerase II. NCBI's taxonomy places the organism in Eukaryota, Metazoa, Arthropoda, Insecta, Diptera, Drosophilidae. Gene Ontology annotation, molecular function: transcription cis-regulatory region binding. The transcript is spliced from 6 exons.
AGCCCAACAUUCAUUGGGCGACGCUAAACAACGCAAAUGCAGCAGAAAACGAAAAUUUCACAUUAAACUUGCGCCAAAAUAUUAAGACAAACACUAAACGUAUAACAAAUUAAGGAAAACCGCUGCAGCACUGCAUGUGCACUGUGCAAUAGUAAAAAUAGCAAUCGAGCGGUUAAAAGAAAGUCAAUACGAACACGCAACGCGGCAAAAAGGUAACCGUCCCCCACCCCUUUUGAGGGGGGAAAGGCAAACGUAAAGGAAAAGCAAAGCUAUAACGUAAAAAAGGAGGCAAGGCAAGAGUUAAAGAGCAGCUCCGAGUCUCGUUACAAACAAUAACAAUUACGAGCUGAAAAUGUGCAACAACAACAACAAGUGCUAAACUAAGUGGGGUAACAGCAAAACAAAACAAAAACAAUUGAAAAAUGCAGCAAGUGGACGAUCCGCCAUCGCUGCCCGUGGGCACCGAGGUGAGCGCCAAAUACAAGGGCGCCUUCUGCGAGGCCAAAGUCAGCAAAGUGGUGCGCAACAUUAAAGUGAAGGUUGCCUACAAACAAGGUCUCGGCUCUGGGAUUGUGUCCGAUGAUGCCAUCAAAGCGGCACCCGGACAACUGCGUGUCGGCACGGUCAUCGAGGUGCGGCACCCGGAUCGCAAGGAAUACGUCGAGGCGACGAUUACAAAGAUACAGGAUUGCUCCCAAUACACGGUUGUGUUUGACGAUGGCGACAUAACAACAUUGCGUCGCACAGCGUUGUGCCUGAAGAGUGGCCGGCAUUUCAAUGAGAGCGAAACACUCGAUCAAUUGCCGCUCACACAUCCCGAACACUUUGGCAAUCCGGUGGUGGGCGGCCGACGCGGACGUAGGCGUGGCCAAUUGAACGAUGGCAGCUCCGAUGAUGAUGACGAAAGCGAUGCCAAGGAGGUGGUCAACGAGAAGGAGGAGAACAUUGGCAAAGUGGUGUGCGUGGAGACCGAAUCGAAGAAGAAGGACAAAGAGAAAUGGUUCCCGGCGCUUGUGGUUGCGCCCACAGCGCAGGUGAGCAAACAAGCAACGGUGCGCAUACGCGUCAAGGACGAGUAUCUGGUGCGUUCGUUCAAGGAUGGACGCUACUACACGGUGCCCAAGAAGGAGGCCAACGAGUUCACACGCGAAAUGUCCACCAAACAAGAUGGUCCGGCCAUACAGGCGGCCCUUGAAUUUCUCGAUAGCAGCGUACUGCCAGCGCAUUGGGAUCGUGAUUCGCUGUUUGGGUUGAGCAAUUUGACCAGCGAUGAUGAUGGCGAAAUCGAUUCAGAUUCAUCCGAUGAUGAACCGCAUGAGGAGAAGGAUUUGUUUGUCGCUCAAUUGUACAAAUACAUGGAUGAUCGUGGCACACCGUUGAACAAGGUGCCAUCAAUACAGAGUCGCGAUGUGGAUCUAUAUCGUCUCUUUCGGGCGGUGCAAAAACGCGGUGGCUACAAUCGUGUCACCGCCAAGAAUCAAUGGAAGCUGAUUGCGGUGCGUUUGGGUUUCACGCCCUGCACCCUGAGCGUCAUGAAUCUGGUGAAGCAGGCGUACAAGAAAUUCCUGCAACCCUACGGCGAUUUCCAUCGCAAACUCGGCUGCUCCAUGCUGAUGCCGUCGCGCAACUCGAAUCGCAGCAAAGGACGCAGCCUGGUGCGUGCCAAUUCGGUGGCAUCGCCCAAACCCGCGGAUACCUCGAAAAUGGAAUCGAUUAGCAAACUAGCGGUGGCCAAUCAAACAGCUGCCGCUUUAGCCAGCAGCAGUUCCUCAACAUCAAGUGCAGCAGCUGCCGCGGCUGCAUCGACUUCAGCUGCCGCCUCGACGCCAGCACGUGCAGCUUCAACGGCAUCACAGUCGGCGGCCGAGGAAUCGGAGAACACAAGCGAAUCGAGUGUCGUUGUCGAGCCGGUGAAGAAGCAACGCAAAGCAUCCGCAGCCAGCAGUGGCAAAGUGAAGAGUCUUGUGGAGAAGUAUGAGGAGAAGACCACCGAGAAAUCAUCAGCAGCAGCAGCGAGCACAUCAUCAGCAGCUGCCGCAGCAGCCACCUCAUCCUCCUCCUCCGCCUCGAAUGCCAACAGCAGCAGCAGCAGCGCAACAGCUUCGACUGCAUCAACAGCUGCCGCAACAGCCGCAAACACUUCAACAGCAAACGCCACAACAGCAGCAGCAGCAGCCGCCGCUGCUGCAGCCUCGGCAAGCAGCAAGGAUGCCGAGGCCGAUGUGCCAUUGUCCAAGAUCAGAGCAGCUGCCGUCACACGCAACAGCAUCGAUAAGGAGCCCAAUGCCGGGGGCAGCAAUGCAGCCAGCAAGGCUGCAGCAGAGGCGCAGCGAAGUCGCGAUGUUUCGCCAACAGCGGCGUCUGCAGCAGCAACAACAACAACGUCGUCCGCAGCGGCGGCAGCGACUGCAGCAGCGACAGCAACAACAACAGCAGCGGCAACAACAACAUCAAGCACAACAACAACGACAGCAACAACAACAGGAGCAGCAACAGUAUCAACAACAGCUGCAGCGUCGUCAGCAACAGGCGGAUCAAGUGCAACGACAACAUCCACAACAACAGCAACGGCUGCAGCAGCAACAACAACAACAACAGCACCAACAACUACUUCAGCAGGAGGAACAGCAGCAGCGACAGCAGCAGCAGGUGCAUCGACAUCGUCGUCGUCGGCAUCGUCAUCGACGUCGAAGAAGGAGAAACAUCAGCAGCGCAAGCAGGUGGAGAAAGGCGACGAGAAACGCGGCAAGCGCAAAAAGGACGAGACGAGUGUUGAGAAAAUUGACACGGGCGACUUUAUAGUGGGCAUCGGUGACAAGUUGAAGGUCAAUUACCACGAGAAGAAGUCACCGAGCUCCCAUGGCAGCACGUACGAGGCAAAGGUCAUCGAGAUUAGCGUGCAGCGCGGUGUGCCCAUGUAUCUGGUGCACUACACCGGCUGGAACAAUCGCUACGACGAAUGGGUGCCCCGCGAACGCAUCGCCGAGAAUCUGACCAAGGGAUCCAAGCAGAAGACGCGCACCAUCAGCACGAGCAGCGCCAACAGCGGCAGCGGCGGCAACAGCGCCCAAGCAGCUGGCUCCUCCUCAUCAGCCGCUGCCGGUGGAAACGGCGGUGGUGGUGGCAGCAAUGGCAACGGUGGCAAUGGCAAUGCGACCACAGCGGGCAGCGGAUUGCAGCCCAAGGAUGGUCCCGGCAAGUCUGCUGGAGGUGCAGCAACAGUUGGUGGAUCAUCCGAGCAACAACAGCAGCAGCCACCUGGUGGCGGCUCGCUGCAGAGUCUAGGCAAGACACCGGCAUCGACGCCAGCCACGCCCACGUUGACGAGCAGCAAACGGGGUCGCGGACGCAGCGAUUCAAUGCCGCCGCGCUCAACGACACCCUCAUCGGUGGCCUCCAAUUCGAGUCGCACCAAAUCCCCAGCAGCAGCCGCAUCGCAGUCGCAGCUCAAGCAGAAACGUGCCACACGCACAUUGCCGCAUGCCACAAGCAGCAGCAGCAAUCAGCAUCAGCCGCGUCGCAUCUCAGCCUCGGCUUCGGUCUCAGCGAAUGUGUCGGAUGCAUCGAUGCCCAGCGACACGGACACCGAUUCCGAUGAGCCAGUGCGUCGCCCAAAGCGUCUCAAUGCCAAGGAGCAACAGCAACUGCAGCAACAGCAGAGCUUUGCCAGCAAGUCUGCGAAGGCAACAGCCGCAAUGGCCAAGAAGGUUGCAUCGGCGCGCUUGGCCCACAACAGCGGCAGCGAUGACAGCGAGGAUGAGGAUGACGAAAUGCCGCCAAGUAAGCAGCAGGCGCAGUCCACGGCACAGCAACCCUCAACGCCCGUGCAGCGACAACGCGCCGGCAAUCGUGCGCUGAGCAGCGGCAGUGCAGCAACCACAACAGCAGCAGCAGCAACCACAGCUGGCGCAUCAACUGCUGCUGCAGCGAGCAAAGGACGCGACUAUGAUCUCAGCGAGAUACGCUCGGAGCUGAAAGGUUUCCAGCCACAACUUUUGGAUCGCAAGGAUUCUGCCAUCAAGAGCGAACCAGGCGAUGCAAACACAACAGCAACAUCAGCGACAGCAACGGUUGCUGCUGGCAAACAAGAGCCCAAGACGGGCAGCUCCACUGAGCAGUCCUCAGAAACAGAUUCGUACCUCGACGAAGAUUCGCAAUCAUCCGAGAAGGUUGACUAUCGCAUCAAGACGAAGUCGAGUCUGGAGAAGACCAAACUGGAGCCAAGCGAGACAAUCAUCAAGAAGGAGCAAGCCGAACAGCUGCCAAUCAAGCAUGAGACAUCAACGGGCGAAAGCAAACCGAGCGCCUUCAAAACGGAGCCCAAGGAGGAGCCACAAACGAAACCCUUCCACAGUGGUGCGGACAUCAAGCCAACGACAGCGUCGACGAGCAGCUCACUGCUGAUUGCUCCCGCUCGCUUCACGGCCAGCGGCAGCAAAUGCACCUCGGUGAUUGUGGAGAAGCCGCUGCGCAAAACCGAAGCAGCUGGCGGAGGAGCAACAACAACAUCAACAGCAGCAGCGGGGGCAACUGGCAGCUCGAUUUCGAUCUUCAAGAAGAUGGAGCUGCUGAAGAAGGGCAGCCCGCUGGCAACGCAAUUGGAAUCACCCGCCGUGUGCUCACCCUCCAGCUCCAGUUCAUCGUCGAGCUCCUUCUGCUCGAGCAGCAACAGCUCGGCGAUCACGACAGUCAGCGUGAGCAGCUCCUCAGCUACCCGAUCGUUGCCUGACAUGAGCAAACUGGAGAUUAGCAGCGGCAUCACGGCCACAACAUCAGCUGCGGCGGGCAAGGAGUCCAAAUAUAGCAGCGGCAACAGUGGCGCCAACAGCAGCAGCAGCAACAUCAACGUCGGCAGCAGCAACAUUGCCAGCGGCAUCAAAUUGCUGUCGUCGGAUGUGUACGAGUUCAAGGACACGGAACCCUUUGAGUUCGAGAAACGCAUCUCGCCCAUGACAUCGAUGGUUGUCGGUGGUGGCAGCAGCGGUGGCGUCGCUGCCUCGGUGAUUGCCGGCGCAACGCCAACAAGCAGCGGCAGCAGCAAUGUUGCCGGCAACUUUGAUACGCAACGCAAGCACAACUUGAAGCUGAGUGCAAUGAUGCAGAGCAUGGCUGAUGUGACGACAACAACAACCACAACGGGUGCAGCAGCAGCCACAACAGCGACAGCAAUAACAGCAACAUCAACUGUGGCUGUUGCUGGUGCUGCCUCAGGUUUUGUGGCAACGCCGUGCAAGCUCAAGAAACGCGGUUCGCCGCUUAAGGAAGCCACGUUGACGGCACCCGACAACAAGCCAAAGAUGCCCAAGCUCGAACAGCAACAACAGCAGCAACCAGCAACGGCAACCACAAGUGGCAGCAGCGUGAAAGCAACGCCUGCAAAGGUGGCACCAACAACAGCGACAGCAGCAACAGUUGGCGUCACACAACUGACACCAGGACAUGCGACGCCCUUCGAUGUGCUGCGCAAAUCGCCGAGCUUCAAUCUAAAUAUCACCGCACUCAACGAGGAGUUGGCACAAACUGUGCAGGAGACAACGCGCGUUCUCACCGAUGCACUGCAGCCACCGACGACGCCAGCAACACCGCCAGCGAAUGCUGCCACAGUAGGAGCAACAAUUGCUGCUACACCAACAGCUGGCGUGGUUGCUGUCUCGCCCAAGUUAAGCACACCACCGCAAGCAAUGGGCGUGGCCAAGGCAACGCAACAGCAGCAACAGCAAUCGAUUGUUGGCAGUCCCUUCAUGGAGACACGCAACGUGUUUGAGCUGAGCACCUCGAACGAGGGCAGCGGCUACAGUUCCGGUGAAUCGAACAAGGACAACAAACUGGAGAAGCUGGAGAAUGUGAAAAUCUUGCUCGCCGGCACUGCGGGUCCCUUCGAUCUCGAUGCGGUAAAGUAUGAGCAGAAACCAAGUUCGAUAGCGGAUAAGGUGCUCAAGGCCAUUAGCCAGAAGAAGGAGGAGGUCGAGCAGAGCAAGAGCAAGAGUCAGGCGGACACCAGCAGCAGCAGCAACGCAGCAGAGAAAGAAACAGAGCCAGCAACACAACAACAGCCGCAGCAGCCGCAACCAUCGCCACAAACAUUGCCGCAAGCCGCCAACUUGAAGCAACUUGAGCUGAGCAGCUUGCUGAAUCUGCAACUGAUUAGCGAACCCCUCAAAAUCCUGACGCCAGGUGUGUUGAGUGAUCUCAAUCAUCGCACCAGCAGCAGCAACAGCCCCGAGACCAAGUCCAUAUUGGACGCCUCGCUGACGGCGAAGAACAGCGAACUCACCGAGACCAUCCAGAAGCUCGAGUGCGCCAUACAGCAGCGAAAAACACCCGUCGCCGGUCAAUCGUUGGCCUCCUCAACAGCGGGCACUCCGCCGGUGACGGCGACGGCGCCGCAAAGUUUCUCCGACGAGUCGAUGGACAGCACCGAUUCGGAGCAACGGCUGGUGAUCGAGGAUGUGAUGGUCGAGGAGCCGAGCAUUAUCAGUGACCUGAAGAGUCCCAUGUCCACCGCCUCCGACAGUCUGUCGGGCAGUGCGCCCGUCAAACUCGAGGCCACCGGCAGCAGCAAACAGCAGUUGAGCGGCGUUGCAGCACCGAUUGCACUGAAGCCAAUGCCGCGUCUGCUUUCGCGGACGCCAACAGCCGGAGGAGCUGCAGCAGCAGCAGCUGCAACACCGCCUGGCACAAUCUCACCGAUCAUGCCCAUCUAUGUGCCCAUUGUGCUCCCCGAAAUACCCGCCUCCGUGGUCGUUGCCCUGCGUCACAGUCCAAGCGCAGCCGGCGGCAGCAGCAGCGGAAUUAGCAGUCCAGCAUCGCCUAAGACGGAGCCAACGAAAGUGCCGCCAUCACCUUUGGCUGUUGCUGAUGUGGAUGCGACGGCAGCCAGCAGCACAGCGCAGCAGCAACUGUUGCUGAAACCUUGCCCCGCACAGCUCAGUCCCAUGCAACAAAUGGAUGCGAGUGUUGUGGCAGCUGGCGCAGAGCUGGCUAAAGGCAACUCGCUCUUCUCAACAACAACGUCGUCAGCGGCAGUUGCCUCGUCACCGUUGCCGCGUCCAUUUGUCCUCCAACCCGUGAAGGAGAAGGACAUGCCCAUGCAUGUUUCUCCCGCUGCCAGCAGUCCGUUGAUCAGCGAUCCCAGCCACAACGAGGCGGCCAUCAAUCUGCUGUGCGAGGAGACAAUUCCCGGCAGCCCGGCGCCCAACUACAGCACCAAGGACGAACCGAUUGUUGCCUCCAUCAGCAGUAGCAAUGUUAUUGCCGCUGCUAUACCAACAACACCAGCUGCUGCCGUUGCUGUCAGUUCAGCCAGCUCAGUGCUCUCCAUAUCGGGCAUCACUCCAUUGACGCCGGAGCCAGCGCCGCGUUCACCACGCGCCACGCAUGUGCAGCCAACGAUUUCGGCUGCUGUUGCAACCGCUGCUCCGGCAGCAACCACUGCAGCAGCAACCACAGGAGCAGCAACAGCAGCCGCAAGUGCGCCGUCGCCGUCACGCAGCUCACCGGAAUCGCCAGCGAGUCAGGAUGACAGCAGCGAGGAGACCGGCAGCAGCAGCAUGCUAAGCGCAGCCAAGAAAUAUGCCGAGAGCGUAUUGGAGAGCAACACAUCGCUGGCUGGCCGACGCAAGCGACCGCGCACCAAGGCUUCCGAUGCGAAUGCGUCGAAUGCAACAGCCACCGCCUCCUCCUCCUCCGCGGCUGCUGGACAGUUGAGCAGCUCCGAGAUGCAGAAGAGACGUCGACAGCAUUUGAGCAACAUGCGCAAAACAACAGCCACAACGGCUGGUUCGGAUACAGAUGAUAAUUCGGAUAACGUUGUGACGACACAACGACAGAGCGGACGUCAACAACUGUUGCCGCAAGCACAGCAACAGCAACUGCAACAGCAGCAGCAACAACAACAGCAGCAACAACAGCAGCAACAACUGCAACAGCAACAACAACAACUGCAACAGCAGCAACAAGUUGUGGUCACUGCCUCCGGAGUUCGUCCCUGUCCCUACAACUUCCUCGUCGAGUUGGAUCCAUCGCUUAGCGCUGAGCAGUGCAUAUUGAUAUUGCGUAAGCAGAUUCAGGAUUUGCGCAAGGCUUACAAUUCGAUCAAGGGCGAGUUGGCGGUGAUCGAUCGACGGCGCAAGAAGUUGCGAAGACGCGAACGCGAAAAGAAGCAGCAUCAACAGCUGCAGGGCGGGCAACAGGGCAAAGUGUGCACCUGAGGGCAGCAUCAACAGCUGGAGGCGGAGGCAGAGGAGGACGAGCAGCAACAGGAGGCGCCAAGAUUUCGAUUACGUUUUCAAGUUCCCAAAACGCAAUAUCUACAUCAUAUAUAAUCAACAUGUACAUAAUAUCAAUAUGUACACGAUUCAAAUGAUAGCAGAUCGUUGUUAAUUUAGACAUUUAAGUCGUUUCUAUUCGAUAACCAUAUUUACCUUUUCUUUUUUUUUUGUGUGUUUCUAAUGUGAGAAUAAGUGUAGGACUUAGUGUGGCCUACGAAAUUGCAGUAAUAAAAAUACGAGUACACAAUUACCAGAAACACUUUAAUUGGAAUUACUUUUGCACAUAGUGGAUGGAGUGUAGAUUUUAUUAAGAGACAGAGUAACCGCCUUCGAGAUUGAUGUGAUGGCCAUUGACAAAGCUGGAUUUCUCGCUCAACAGAUAGCCAAUGGCAUCGGU